This is a messenger RNA of Botrytis sinoallii, 609 nucleotides long. RefSeq lists its product as uncharacterized. Gene Ontology annotation, molecular function: protein histidine kinase activity. The transcript is spliced from 2 exons. NCBI's taxonomy places the organism in Eukaryota, Fungi, Ascomycota, Leotiomycetes, Helotiales, Sclerotiniaceae. Gene Ontology annotation, biological process: cellular hyperosmotic response. The record is from RefSeq and is a predicted model, not a curated record. The coding region runs from base 1 to 609 and encodes 202 amino acids.
AUGGACUCAGUUAAUGUGACCUUGAAGGAGAUCCCUUACCAACUACCAGCAACAGUAUUGGAAGCACUCAUGCGUUUAACGAAGAGGGCGGACGAAAAAUACGUUGAACUUCGAUAUCUGGUAAACAGCUCGAUACCAAACCGUGUUAUUGAAGACCCCAUUUGUUUACGCCAGGUUAUUAUCAAGUUGGUUGGAAAUGCCAUCAAGUUUGCAGAGCAGGAGGAAGUCAAAAUUACGGUUCAAAUCGCAAAGCAUGAUCCCGCCACUGCAGAAAAACAAGCUCUAGAGGAUGUUGUCUCAGAUAAUGUCCUCGGCCUAUCUUUGUACAAAGACCUUGCAGAGCAAAUGGGAGGAGACAUCCGGGUGGAGAGUCGGUAUGGCAAGGGGACCUCGUUUUUCUUUACGAGCGUAUUAUGGCGCGCUGUCUCCGAUGAAAGCUCCAUCUCGGAGCAGCUCAAACCGUACGAUGACCACAGCGUACUCUUCAUUGAUCAAGGACGGAUCGGGCACGAAAGGCAAAUCGCGUUGAUGUUGGAGGAACUUGGUUUUGUUCCAGCCACUGCUGACUCAGUCUCGCACAUUAGGCAGCCACGAGAGGGGGAUGUAUGA